AUUCACUUCCCCUUCUGUCCUCCCCCCCAAUUGAUCUACGUUACUCCUUUCCUCUUUACCCUUUCAAUCCUUUCCUUCUUCUACUUCUUUCUUUUUGUUCUUUUCUUCCUUUUCCCCCCUAUUGGACAUUCGGCUCGGUCAUAAUGGCUCGUUUCAGCUUCCUGUCGUUGGCUUUGCUCUCUGCCCAAGCCUUGAUCGGCGGCAGUCUGGCGGCAGAUGCAGCUGAGAAGGUGGAAGAGUCCGUAGAGACUCCAAAGCUCGCUGUGACUGCCCAGGCCUCUUUCCCUGCUUCUGAGAUCUUCGGCAUCAAGAUUGUGAACGGUUACCCGACCCAGGCGCUGGUCUCUUUCACCAAUGAUGAACCUUCCCCAGUGAAGGUAAACUUCAUCGGUGGUACCUUGUCCACCUUAGAUGAAGAGGAUAGCAAGAUUGUGCGCAACUUGACUGCAACCGGAUAUAGUUUGGAAAUCCCAGCUGGCCAGAAGGAGACUUUAAGCUACCAGAUUACCACCGAAAUGCAUCCCCAGGACCUUAGGCUCAGCCUCGCCUCUAUCAUCUCUGACAGUGAGGGUCAAUUCUACACCGUCUACGCUUAUAAUGGUACCGUCAGUGUUGUGGAACCUGAAACCAGCAUCUUUGACCCUCAGAUUGUCUUCCUGUAUUUCUUCCUCCUGGCCUGCUUCUCUGGUGUCGUCUACUUCUUCUACACUGUCUGGAUCGCCCCGUACUUUCCUCAGAAGCGCAAGAGCGGAAAGGGUCCUGAGUACAUUAAGAAGUCUUCGAGCGCCGCGAAGAAGAUUGAAUCUGCUGAGCCCAGCAGCCCAGCAGCCUCGUCUGCGACUACGUACAACGCCGAUUGGAUCCCUGCCCACCACAUCAACCGUCCUGAGGCCAGAAAGGUGAAGGGUAGUACCCGCUCCAAGACCCGUGCCUAAAGGCCGUAGCGGUAGCGAUCUUGUGAAACUAUAGAGGAAAGCGUGACGUCUAGUCAAUAUUUUGGACCUCGUGCGCUUGUGCCAACGAGUCUUACGUGAGAUUGGCAAACUUGAGGUCAAAGAUCGCUGAGAAUGUGAUCGGUCGCAAGUCAAUGCCUUCGCUGAUUGGGGCG
This is a messenger RNA of Aspergillus alliaceus, 1108 nucleotides long. RefSeq names its product putative translocon-associated protein, alpha subunit. The transcript has 3 exons. NCBI's taxonomy places the organism in Eukaryota, Fungi, Ascomycota, Eurotiomycetes, Eurotiales, Aspergillaceae. The record is from RefSeq and is a predicted model, not a curated record. Gene Ontology annotation, cellular component: endoplasmic reticulum; endoplasmic reticulum membrane. Bases 144 to 935 code for a protein of 263 amino acids.